UUGACCGGUGAUGUGUGCCGGGCCUCUCUGGACGGAGAAAUAACUCGCUGCAUCGAGGAUUUUUGUAUUUUACGGGGAAGUGCUGAGAUUGCGGCCUCAGACGACAAGUGGUUGAGACGAUUUAUCGUCCGGCAGGCAGAUGUGAUUGACAAUUUAUUUCAUCAAUUGAUCAGUUAUUAAAUAUUUAUUUGGGGUCUCAGGGAUUCGGGGGGAUGCUCGUCAGGACUAUCGAGAGUGCAUCCACUUAUAUCCUAAAUAAUCUUUCAUGAACGAGUUUUGGGGCUCAGUUGGGUACUGGCUGUUUCUGUAAUAAGUGAGUAACAUGUGGCCACAGGAUUUCCUCGUCUUCGCCACCCUAACGACUAUCACGAGGGCUGCAUCCGUGGGCCUCGAGCUUGGUGACUAUGAGGUUCUUGGGGAUACUGAGGAGAAGAGUGAUGGGGAUUAUGCAGGAUCAACAGGUGGUCGUGAGGUCACGUGCUACUGCAACCAGCCAGAGUGCGUACCGCAAGGCUACAUGUGUCAUGGAAGAGGAUGCUUUACGGAAUUGCCGUCCAGUACGGGUCCACUGCUGGUAAGGCCUGAGCACAGUGUCUAUAAUGGAUGUCUCGAAGAGAGCUUCAAGGAGAAACAGUGUCCUCCGGGGUUCCUGUGCUGCGAUCAGGAUCUUUGUAAUCAUGUGGAUAGUCCUGCUGUUAUGAGCAGACUCAAUAAGACACUUCAAGUUCUAGUCGGUGAUCAAAGGGCAUUUCUGGGGCCGAUCCAGCCAACGGAGCAGACCUCGAGAACGGCAGAUGGUUGGUUCAAGACAGCGACCAUAGCAGUCCCCAUAUGCGGCUUAAUCGUUCUCCUCAUUCUCGCGAGCCUCGCGAUAAGACUCCUCCAGCCUCUGCCAACGCAGUCCGACAAAUUGGGGCCCCACAGGACACCCGACAACGCUCCACCCCUCCUGGGCUCCCCGAAAGUGCCUCUCGUCUGAUUGAACCGAGGAAAAAAAUGAUAAUGGAUCUGAAGAAAUAUCCAAAGACUUCACAUGACGGCCUAAACCCACGAUGAACAUUCGACGGUUUAAGGAAGACUCUUAAGAAUUUAAAAACAUGGAGUUAUUGAAAAAAGCUGGAGAGCCCUGUGGCUCCUUGUGGCUGUGAAUUUAAUGAGAAAACAUGGAAGAAAGCAUUGAAUUAAUCACUUAUUGUAAAUUAAUUAAUCAGAUUUUCUCGCAUUUCCCUCGAGGCCGGUUCCGAGUUUCAUUCUCCAUUUUUGUCUUUGUGAAGGACUGGAGAAUUGGAAUCUGCGAGGAGAUUUUUCUCUUAUCGUUUUAGGUUUUCUAAUAUA
Diachasma alloeum is the source of this 1335-nucleotide messenger RNA. RefSeq names its product BMP and activin membrane-bound inhibitor homolog. The record is from RefSeq and is a predicted model, not a curated record. The transcript is spliced from 3 exons. Lineage: Eukaryota; Metazoa; Arthropoda; Insecta; Hymenoptera; Braconidae. Bases 323 to 979 code for a protein of 218 amino acids.